This is a messenger RNA of Protobothrops mucrosquamatus (brown spotted pit viper), 426 nucleotides long. Its product is annotated as vascular endothelial growth factor receptor 1-like. The record is from RefSeq and is a predicted model, not a curated record. NCBI's taxonomy places the organism in Eukaryota, Metazoa, Chordata, Lepidosauria, Squamata, Viperidae. The coding region runs from base 12 to 359 and encodes 115 amino acids. The transcript has 3 exons.
AUGCUUUCAAGAUGAAACCAUUUCAGAGAGUCUUUGAAGAAAGUUCGCCUAAGCACAAAUUUCAGCCUGAUAAUUAUCAAGCUGAGGGGAGAAUGAUGCUGCCUUUGAAACAGCUAAAACGUUUUACAUGGACUGGCAUGAGACCAAAGCAAACUUUUGGGAGUUUCUACACUGGAAACAGAAGCAAGGGACCUGUCUUUUGGGACACAGCUGAACCAAAUGACUACACUUUAAGUUUUGGUCAUACUAGUGAUAGGAUGCAGCCACUUACUUGUAGCAAAAUAAUGUGGGAAGAGAAACUAGUGCAGAAUCUUUCUCUUUCCAGUCAUAAUUCAAUAGUGCGGCAUUCUACUUGCUGAAGUCAAAAUACCUGACCUUUGAGCUGCAGGUCUCUCUCAUCUCCACUUCAGUGCUGCAAAUAUUAUU